This is a messenger RNA of Ctenopharyngodon idella (grass carp), 811 nucleotides long. RefSeq names its product RecQ mediated genome instability 2 (gene rmi2). Gene Ontology annotation, biological process: DNA repair; regulation of sister chromatid segregation; maintenance of rDNA. The record is from RefSeq and is a predicted model, not a curated record. Gene Ontology annotation, cellular component: nuclear speck; cytosol. Bases 70 to 519 code for a protein of 149 amino acids. The transcript is spliced from 2 exons. Lineage: Eukaryota; Metazoa; Chordata; Actinopteri; Cypriniformes; Xenocyprididae.
AAGUCGUCACGUCCGGUUCGUUCAUUUCACAAAUGAAAAAAUAGCGCGAUAUAUGCAGCAGCACAGAAGAUGAUGGGAACAAGCUUUCUGUCUUCAGAAAAAACUCGAAGUCCUCCAGUGAAAGUGUUAUCCAGCCAGCUGCGUGAAGGGAAAGAGUGCCACACAUCAACCGGAAGACCAGAGUAUGUUAUUAACCGACUGGGACCCGGCGAACAGAGCACGUUACAGGUGUCAGUGGUCUGGAUGCAGGGGACAGUGCUGGAGGUGCACACCGAUCACAACACGGUGCUCAUCCUGGACGAGACCGGGAACUUUCUCGUCAGCGGCGUCAACAGCGUGCCGAAAGGAAAACCCUGCCUGAGUCCAGGGAAAUACGUCAUGGUUAUGGGUGUCAUCCAGUCUCAUAGUCCAGAGCCAGUGUUGCGUGCUGUGAAGAUGGCAGAUCUUUCUGAAAAUGCAUUGAUUCACCGGAAAAACUGGAUCUAUGAAGUAGAAGAUCUCCAGCAGAUUUUGCCCUAAAUCUUUUAUCACUGAUGUGUUUUCUUUGUGCUCUCACAAUAUUUGCGAAGCAAAUUGAGGGAGAAAAUAGAACUUACAAGACCUGCACACGACAAGUGUUUUAAGUGAGAAAGCAUAAACAUUUAUUUAUAUAUAUUUUUCUGUCAGUUUCAUUACAGAUAGAACUGAGUAUACAGUUUUUCACAGUAAUUAUAUACAAAUCACAUGUUACAGAGAUUUCUUUACAAUGGUGAUGUAUGUUAGUACAAUUAUAUAUCAAAAAAUAAAAAAAAUCAAUUUAUUUUCAAUUAAA